AUGGCUCCGUUUAAUAUAAAUGAUUUCAUAUCUGAACCUUCUCUUGAUUUAUUGGUGAAUACUACUCUUAAAAAAGACGAUUGGAAGGCACUUGCUGGUCAUUAUGAAAUUGAAAUUAGAGCUUGCAUGACGAAAGCAGUGAUUAAAAGUAUUGUUAUUGAAAGUCUAGUAAAUUCAGACAUUCUUCCCAUGUCAGCGUUGUCUUUAUGUGAUAAAGUACCCCGUGAAGAAAAUAGUAAUGUUUCUGAACUAAUUGAAUUACGAAAGCUAGAGCUUAGAAAAUUAGAAUUGGAGCUUCAGAUUGGGGAAAGAGCUGGCUUUAGUCAACAAAAACCGCGCUUUGAUAUUAGCAAACACGCAAAAUUAAUUCCUCUCUUUGAUGAACAAGACCCCGAGGAAUUUUUCUUACAAUUUGAAAAGAUUGCAGAAAGCUUAGACUGGCCUGAAGAGAGCUGGACUGUGAUGAUCCAAACAGCUUUUACUGGACAAGCUAAGAGAGUGUUCACUAAUUUACCAAAAGAAAUAUGUAAAGAUUAUGAUGCUGUGAAAGAUAUAAUUCUUCAAGCUUAUGAUUUAGUCCCAGAAGCUUACAGACAAAAGUUUCGAAACCUAAGAAAAUUGGAGUCACAGACUUACGUAGAAUAUGCUGCUGAGAAAGAGAGGCUGUUACAACGCUGGUUGAGAUCUAGAAAUGUUCAGACAUUCACUGAUUUAAAAGAGUUGAUAUUAUUAGAGGAGUUUAAGCGUUCUGUCAAUGUUGAUAUAAAAUUGUAUUUAGAUGAACGAGAAGUGACCACUUUAAGUAAAGCAGCAAUACUUGCUGACAAUUUUUCAUUAACUCAUAGUAGACGCAAAACUCAGAGUUAUCUUUGUGCUGGAAGGAAGUCAGGUGGUAGUGAAGAGUCAGGUGAUCAGGGUGCUAGGCCUAGUAAAAUUGUAAAAUCUGCUCAAGGGAAAAAUAAAAUAGGAGUAGACAAGAUUGAUUCUUUAGUAACUUGUUUCUAUUGCAAACAACGUGGCCAUGUAAUCGCUGUGUGCCCUAAAUUAGCUGCUAAAAAUGUCGCUAAGGGAGCGACUUCGCUUACUGUUGAUUUAGUGGAAGAGACUGAUGUUAAUACUUCCCAUGAUGUUAAGUCUGACAUUUUUGAGCCGUUUAUUUUCACGGGAUUGGUUGCAAGUGACAUGUCCUCAGAUAAGAGUUACCCUGUUCGAAUUUUAAGGGAUACCGCUUCUUCCCAGAGUGUAUUAGUUAAGGCUUCUAUGCCUUUCGUGGAGAAUUCAUACACUGGGGAAUUUGUAGUCAUUCGGGGUUUUGGAGGGACCGUCACUCUCCCGUUAGCGCGGAUAUUUUUGCGAUCAGACUUAGUUGAUAGAUACAUCACAGUUGGAGUUCACGACUUUCCUCUUCCUGUGAGCGAAGCAACUUUGUUGCUAGGGAAUGACGUAGCUGGCGAAUGCGUUGUACCUGACCCGAUUGUACGCCCUGUACCGUCCGGAGUGAACCCCACAGAAUCCCUCGAGAAUGAGUAUCCGUAUCUCUUUCCCUCGUGCGCAGUAACGCGAAGCGUGUCUAAACGCAUUGAUAAGGAAACCUCUCCGACUAAUGUACCUAAUUUUGAUAACUUGACCAUUAGUUCCUUAUUUAAUGAUGAAGAGGGUAAUGAGGAAAAACUUGAUUCUGUGAAAGAGGUUAGUAUUAGGAGUUUACCAAUAACUCGUGACAUGCUCAUCGAUGCACAACGUAAGGAUAAAGAGUUAUGCAAAUAUUUUAGUCUUGUUGACGAUUCACAGCCACUCGAUAGUAUGUACUACUUAAAUUCUGGUGUAUUAAUGCGGAAGUAUAGACCUGUUGAUGUUCCGGCAACAGACACCUUUACAGAGAUUCAUCAAGUAGUUGUUCCUUUUCCUUAUAGACAGGAUGUUAUAAGUCUUGCUCAUGAUAUUAAUGGAGGUCACUUGGGAGUUUCCAAAACCUACUUUAAAAUUCUCAAACACUUUUACUGGCCAAAAAUGAAGAAGGAUGUGUCAUCAUAUUGUAAGACUUGUCAUUAUUGCCAGGUUGCAGGGAAACCUAACGAAGUAAUUCCCCCAGCCCCGCUUCACCCCAUUCCGGUAGUUGCUCAACCUUUUAACCAUAUCUUAAUUGACUGUGUCGGACCAUUACCGAAAACCAAAUGCGGUAAUCAGUACUUACUGACGAUCAUGUGUGCUACAACCCGUUACCCAGAGGCUAUUCCCCUUCGAAAUCUGACCGCAAAAAGUGUGGUAAAAGCUCUGACUAAAUUUUUUACUCAGUUUGGGAUCCCGAAUAAAGUACAGUCUGAUCAAGGUGCAAACUUUACAUCCGGUCUCUUUCAACAAGUCAUGAAUGAAUUAUCAAUUAAGCAAUAUUUGUCCACUGCUUAUCACCCUGAAUCACAAGGAGCCUUAGAAAGAUUUCAUCAAACAUUCAAAUGUAUGUUGAGGAAAUAUUGUGUAGAGGUGGAGAAAGACUGGGAUGAAGGUGUUCAUGUGUUACUGUUUGCUAUCAGGGAAAGCAAACAAGAGUCUCUCGGGUUUUCUCCAUUUGAAUUGGUGUAUGGCCAUGAAGUUCGAGGUCCCUUAAAGCUAUUAAAAGAGAGUUGGGUAUCAGAGGAACAUGUGAUGCCAUUAUUAAAAUAUGUUCAUACUUUUAAAGAGAGACUACUGCAUGUUCGUGAUUUUGCCAUGAAAAAUUUGUUGAAUGCCCAAGGCGUCAUGAAAGAACAAUAUGACAAGAAGGUUGAAAAAAGAGAAUUUGAGCCAGGACAGUUAGUGUUACUGUUUCUCCCUCUUCCGAAAAAUGCUUUACAGUCUAAGUAUUUUGGUCCCUAUCGCAUUAAAGAAAGAAAAGGUGAUGUAAAUUACGUUAUAGAGACCCCAGACCGUAGAAGGCAGGAACGUUUAGUUCAUGUAAAUCUAAUUAAGCCUUAUCACAAUAGAGAAGCAAUGGUAGAGCAUAAAGUGUUAGCUGUAAUCUCAGAAACAGAAGAGUUUUGUAUAGAUGACCCAGUAAAACUAAACAACAGUGACAUUUUGACUAAUCUUAACUCAAAAUUACAGCAUCUGUCAUCUCGUCAAUCUGAAGAGUUGGUACUUCUCUUGAAGGAAUUCCGGUGUGUGUGUAGUGAUGUCCCGAGACCCUGCAGAGGUGUGCAACACGAUAUAGUACUGAUCGAGAACUCUGCACCCAUAAAGCAGUCUCACUAUCGGCUGAGCCCCGAGAAGCGAAAGAAGCUUCGGGAGGAGGUGGACUUCCUCCUUGCCAACGGACUUGCGGAGUCGAGCGACAGCGAGUGGGCUUCGCCUUGCCUGCUCGUCCCCAAAGCCGAUGGUGGAUUGCGUCUCUGCACGGACUACCGUAAAAUCAACAAAGUGACUCGCUCUGAUUCCUUUCCUCUACCGCGCUUGGAUGAUGUCAUCGAUGGUAUCGGCAGAGCUCAGUUCGUAACAAAAAUCGACUUGCUGAAGGGAUACUACCAGGUGGAGCUGACGGAGAACGCGAGAAGAAUAGCAGCUUUUGUCACCCCCGACGGUCUCUUCGAAUACAAGGUCAUGCCGUUUGGGUUGAGGAACGCCCCAGCAACUUUUCAGAGGUUGAUUAAUGGUGUCAUUCGAGACUUGGAAGGUGUUCAAGCAUACCUGGACGACCUCGUCAUCACGUCGGAUACUUGGGAAGAACACCUUGAGCGACUUCGAGCUUUACUCGCACGGCUCGCUGAGGCUGAGCUGACAAUUAACCUGGCGAAGAGCGAGUUCGGGCAUGCCAAGGUCAUUUUCCUGGGUCACGUGGUUGGGGGAGGCACAGUGGCACCCGUCACUGCCAAAGUUGAGGCGAUCUUACAGUAUCCGACUCCGACAGACCGCAAGUCUCUGCAACGCUUUCUUGGAAUGGCUGGUUACUACAGGAGGUUCUGUCCGAAUUUCGCUCACGUAUCUGCCCCUCUAACAGACUUAAUUAGCCCUAAGAAGCAAUUUACUUGGACGUCAGAAUGUCAAGAAUCCUUUGAGAAAAUACGAGCCAUGCUUACGUCUCCUCCAGUUCUGACGUCUCCUGAUUUUGAAAAACCAUUCUGCCUGCACAUCGACGCGAGUGACAGUGGAGCGGGAGCUAUGUUACUACAGGCUGGGCCCGACGAUGUACUUAUGCCUGUCUGUUACUAUUCGUGCAAGUUUAAAAAACACCAGAAAAGUUAUUCGACUAUUGAAAAAGAACUUCUCUCAUUGUUAAUGGUGCUAGAAAAGUUUCAAGUUUACUUGAAUAGUGCGACACAUCCACCACACCAGACCCACAGCCACACCCAGACCCACAGCCACACCAGACCCACAGCCACACCAGACCCACAGCCACACCAGACCCACAGCCACACCAGACCCACAGCCACACCAGACCCACAGCCACACCCAGACCCACAGCCACACCAGACCCACAGCCACACCCAGACCCAUCCAUUCCAGUACACUUACCAAGAUACUAACGAAGCAAUCCCUCGGUGGCCGUGGAGAUUCGGGGUCGCUUGGGCCGAACAGCACCCCGGGGCUUUCGUCUACCCGGCAAAAGCCAAGAAGUCAAAUGAUUGCGAAUAUACGACCGUUAAUAUUACGCUCAACAGGAACGAAAACGUCGAUGAUAUUGAAGCUAUAAAGAUAAUCGCCAAUUCCAUCAUAGAGAGAUUUCUGAUAUAG
Messenger RNA from Penaeus indicus, 4704 nucleotides. RefSeq lists its product as uncharacterized. The record is from RefSeq and is a predicted model, not a curated record. NCBI's taxonomy places the organism in Eukaryota, Metazoa, Arthropoda, Malacostraca, Decapoda, Penaeidae. The transcript is spliced from 4 exons. Gene Ontology annotation, biological process: DNA integration. Gene Ontology annotation, molecular function: zinc ion binding; nucleic acid binding. The coding region runs from base 1 to 4704 and encodes 1567 amino acids.